Messenger RNA from Penicillium canescens, 438 nucleotides. RefSeq lists its product as uncharacterized. The transcript has a single exon. The record is from RefSeq and is a predicted model, not a curated record. NCBI's taxonomy places the organism in Eukaryota, Fungi, Ascomycota, Eurotiomycetes, Eurotiales, Aspergillaceae. Bases 1 to 438 code for a protein of 145 amino acids.
AUGGCAGUCGAAAUCGUACAAUUUGCCUAUCUCCUGCAGACAAACGAAGCCACAUCACAAUGGAGCUGGCUAUGUCAAAGCUACAAGGAAUGGUAUGUCGCUUUUAUCCUUUCCGAACUGUGUUUCCAUCCUCUGAAUCCCGACACCGACCACGCGUGGGACAUCGUCAGUAAAAUGUAUGAGUUAUGGCAGCGGGGUAUCCCACACACUGAUGCCGUUCUUCACAAGCCUCUGGACCGGCUCAUGCAGCGCACAGCUGCGUCACGAGAGACUAAGAAGCUGCAACAUAAGCGAGAGCCCCCUGUUCAGGAAAACCUGCCUUAUUCGGUUUCUCUGGGAUUCGGGGAGCAUACAAUCUCGAGUUGGAUGCAGUUCCGGAACAGUCCGGUCUGGACUGGCUUUCUGGAUCCUGAUCCUUCUUUUAAGUUGUUAUCCUGA